AUGGCUAGCUCUAGCAAUCCCUUGAAGGAGAGCAAGAUUACGACGCGCAAGGAAAAAGAGAGGGCGACGGAUGCGGCGCUCAACGCAGUGAGCGGUGGAGGCGGUGCGGGACCGAAGGCUAAGAAGGGGCGGAUGGAGGAUUGGUAUGGCGAGGGGGGGAAGACGGCGACGCGUGCGGCCGACGAGGCAAUUUGCCUCUACAUCGCGGGGACGCGCACGGCGGAGCGUCAGUGCGAGCACCCUCUCUUCCUCAACAUGCUGCGCGCCGUUGCUGCCGCUGGAGGCAGCUACGUCCCCCCCAAGCGUGACUACGUUGGCGGCGUCGGGCUGCAGGAGUGCAAGAGGCGAAUUGAAAAGGGGUUGGAGCCCAUUACGAAAACCCGGACGGAGACCGGCGUGACGAUUGCCAGCGACAUGAUGCGGGAUAAGAGCGGGCGCGCGCAGAUGAAUAUCAUUUGUAUCAACGACAGCGGCGCGGUUUUCCAGGAGGCGGUCGACUGUAAGGCGGAGACAAAGACUGGGGCGUUCAUCGUGAGCAUCCUACAGCCGAUCAUCGAGAAGAUUGGGCCGCAGCACGUCGUCGCUUUUUGCACGGACGGCGGCAGCAACUACGUGUCCGCCGGCAAGAAGCUGCAGAAGAUCUACCCGCAUCUCGAGAUCGUUCCCUGCGCCACUCACGUGCUCGACCUGCUGAUGGAGGACAUCGGCGGGAUGGAUUGGGCGCAGGAUGUCGUCCCUGUUGCGAGCGACAUCAUCUCGUUCGUGCGCAGCCACACGUGGGCGCGCGCCUUCCUGCGGUGUCCCGAGCUGCACGGCGAGGAGAAGUCGCUGCAGCCGCUGCGCCCGGCGGGCACGCGCUUUGGGACAAACUACAUUGCUGUGUCGCGGCUGCUCAAGAUUCGUUCACAUCUGACGCAGAUGGUGACGCACAAGGACUGGGAGGAAAAGGGAGGUAGCACGCAGACUGGAAAGACAUUUGCGACGUCGGUGUUGAAUGUGGAGUGGUGGAAGAAGGCGGAGACAUUCGUGAAGGUGAUGGAGCUGCCCUACAAGGUGAUGAGGCGGACUGAUGGGGAGGCGAAGGGGAGGAUGGGUGAGUUGUACGACAUCAUGCUGCAGCUGACGGAGGACUUGCGGGAGCUGUUGGAGAAGGAUGAUUGUGGGCUCAAGAGGGCGGAUAAGGAGGGGGUGAAGGAGCACUUGAGGCGGCGUUGGGACGAGAGCUUGGCCUGCCCCCUUCACGUGGUUGGCCGGAUUCUGAACCCGGCCAACCAGGAGGAGGGGAUCUACCACAAGGACGGCGAGUGCACCAGGGUGAUGAAGGCGUGGCUCCAGCGCUCGAAGGCAUUCGUCGACAAGUAUUGGAAGAGCGGCGGCGACACUAAGGGGACGAUGAAGGCGCUGCAGGAGGGGAUGCUUGCGUUCAUUGAGGGCAAGGGGUGCUUCGGGUCUGAGGAGGCAACAGAGGAGCGGGCGGAUAUUAAGGCCGGGAAGGGGGAAAUGGUGACGUGGUGGAAGGUGAACGGCUGGGAGUACCGCGACCUGGCUGGCCUUGCGUGCCGGGCGCUUUCACAGCCCGUCUCCGCUUCAGCAUGCGAGCGCAGAUGGUCCACGUGGGAUGGCGUGCACACGGCGCGCAGGAACAGGUUGGGUUCGGAGAAGGUCCGCGACCUUGUGUUCGUUGCGCACAACUGA
Closterium sp. Naga37s-1 is the source of this 1695-nucleotide messenger RNA. The record is from the annotation of a GenBank genome assembly. Lineage: Eukaryota; Viridiplantae; Streptophyta; Zygnematophyceae; Desmidiales; Closteriaceae.